GCCGCUCUCUUUUACUCACUCCCACCUAUUGAUCGAUGCACCGUUCACGUUUACUCGUCCAAAUUUUCUCCGACUCGGCAAUCUCUAACGCCUCCACUAACUUUGCUCCCAUCGUCGCCAUGUCUACUCGUCCACUGUACAGAGGUGGACGCGGCCGCGCAAGAGCGCGAGGCGGGAGAAGCUUCUCUGAUCGUCCGUACAACGACUCCGUGAGAGAUCAAUUCGUCACUGGAGACUCGCAUUUUCAGUCAGUCCACGACGCCAAUCUCGAAUUCCGUCAUGGAAACAGAGGCGCCGAUCCUCGUCGUUUCGAUCAGAACUACCAAUUCCGUCCUCCUCCUCAAGUUCAAUGGCGACCUAAUCAUCCGCCUUCAGGUCAAAACUACUCAGCUUGUCCUCCUCCUCCGUUCGAUCAAAACCAGAUGUCUCGGCCUCCUCCUCCGCAGCAGCAGCAGCAGCGUAGUAGCUUUCGUCAACGGCCACGGUCGAAACCUUCGGAUUACCGUGAAUGGGAAUAUUCCAAAACGGCACCGUCUCCUGGCUCCGAGAAGUUUGUUGUUCUUUCGUAUAACAUAUUGGCGGAUUACCUUGCAAAUGAUCACUGGAGAAAUCUUUAUUUUCAUAUACCGAGGAAUGUGUUGAGUUGGGGAUUUAGGAAGAGCAAGAUUGUGUUUGAGCUUGGCUUAUGGUCUGCUGAUAUAAUGUGCCUCCAGGAAGUUGAUAAAUUUCAGGACUUAGAGGAGGAGUUGAAGCACAGGGGAUAUAGUGGCAUCUGGAAGAUGCGGACGGGUAAUGCUGUUGACGGGUGUGCAAUCUUUUGGCGAUCAAAUAGGUUCAAGUUGGUUCACGAGGAAACUAUCCAGUUCAAUCAGCUUGGUCUCCGAGAUAAUGUUGCCCAGAUAUGUGUGCUUGAGGCGCUGCUGAAUUCACACGCCAAAGAAAAUGAGGCCUCUCCACCUGAAAGCUGUUCCCGCCGGGUUGUUGUUUGUAAUAUUCACGUGCUAUAUAAUCCUAAAAGAGGAGACUUUAAACUUGGUCAGGUGAGAACACUCUUAGAGAGAGCUCAUGCUGUUUCCAAACUCUGGGACGAUGCGCCUGUUGUUUUAUGUGGGGAUUUCAACUGUACACCAAAGAGUCAAUUGUACAACUUUAUUUCAGAGGGCAAGUUGGAUUUGUCUGGUUUGGCCAGAAAUAAAAUUUCGGGGCAAGAAUCUGCUGAAAUUCGUCCACCACGGCAAGAAAUUUAUACGAGGUUUCAGUCCGCAAAUAUAUCGCCACAAGGUCAAGUUGAACCUCAGGAUUCGAUUGCCAAUGCUCGUAUGGAAAAUAACUCCAGCAUGGAUGUUGGAAAAGCCCCCUCCAUAAGAAACACAUCUGAGCUUCCAUGUGGUGAUACUGUUCUUGCUGGCGACAAAGCCACCUCCAGCUCUGAAAGAGUAUUACCAGGCGAGGGUCUGGCCUCAGGUUGUAAUCUAGGAAGACAAAACAUAAAACCUGAUGACGCCGUGGAUCUCACGAUAGCUGAAGGUCUCUCUUCAGUAACCAUAUCAGAUCUAGAACCUCCACAUACUACUAAUGCUAAAGACGAUUCGAGAGAAAAACUUUCAGCAAGUUCUGCUAUAUCAGCAACAGAGCAUUCUUCUGAAGAAAUUGUGUCCAAUGCUCAAAAUGAUUUAUCUAGUCUCUCCAUCAAGGUUGACACUUCAGCCGAGAUGAAACUAGAUGACUUAACAUUGGACGAAGCAGCUGUAUUUGCGCAAGAAGAAGAAGGUAUAGGUGAAGAUGGGGAAACUCUUUUGGCUAAGCUACACGAUAAUAAUGAAGACAUAAGUCAAACAGGGGAACUUGUGAAUGACUUUCCACGUGAAUCGGGUUCUGAAGCUUUGGAUUAUGGGAAAAUCACUUAUAAUCCAGCCUCUUGGACCCCAAUGGAGAUAGCAGCUGCAACAGGUGAUCCAGAAAGACGUACGGUUGAACACGCUCUGGAGCUUAAAAGCACUUACUCCGAAAUCGAGGGUAAAGCAAACACAAGAGAUGAAAACGGAGAACCUGCAGUAACCAGUUAUCACAGAUGUUUCAUGGGGACAGUUGACUACAUCUGGCGGUCGGAAGGACUCCAAACGGUGCGUGUGCUUGCUCCAAUAACGAAACAAGCAAUGCAGUGGACACCAGGCUUCCCAACUCCAAAAUGGGGGAGCGAUCACAUUGCAUUGGUUUCAGAGUUGGCCUUUUGCAGCAGCAAGAGUGAGCCUAAAAGCUGAAUAGUUAACAUGUUGUUACCUUAAUCUAAGGAAGUGUUCCGAAGAAGAAGAAUAGACUUUUCCGUCUCAACAUUUAAAUUAAAAUAAGCUCAAUAAUCAUCUCGUUUCAUUUUGAUCAAGUACUGUAAGGUGAUUUGUUGUCUGAAUAGUAAAAUUAAGCUCAACAAACCAUUGUCUGGAAAUUACGAGUUGUAGAACAUGAAAAUUUGUCUUUCACAAGGGUUGUAGUUCGGAAAGGCCCAG
Messenger RNA from Eruca vesicaria subsp. sativa (arugula), 2504 nucleotides. The record is from the annotation of a GenBank genome assembly. Lineage: Eukaryota; Viridiplantae; Streptophyta; Magnoliopsida; Brassicales; Brassicaceae.